GCCAGGUGCACCUUGAUGUGGUACCUCUUCCAGCGAGAAAGACUCCUUCGCAGCGUGUCCAUCCUCUCCAGCUCUCCGGGGACAGUGUGGCAGAGAGGAGCAUCCAGCUGGGAGGUCUCUGUCAAGAACAACAGCUACACUACAGGCCAUGGAGAUUUCCCUGUGCACUUGAUAGGAACUGAAACUUCUGCUAGCAAGUUUUUCUUUCUGGAUUUGUUCACCGUAGAGGUAGAGGAUGAGCUGGUAGCUCUGCAGAAGAAGUUGAAAGGAACCGAAGAUGAGCUGGAUAAGUACUCCGAGGCUCUCAAAGAUGCCCAGGAAAAACUGGAGCAGGCUGAGAAGAAGGCCACUGAUGCUGAAGGUGAGGUGGCAGCUCUGAACAGACGUAUCCAACUAGUGGAAGAGGAGUUGGAUCGUGCCCAAGAACGGCUGGCCACAGCCUUGCAGAAACUGGAGGAGGCUGAGAAAGCAGCGGAUGAGAGUGAGAGAGGAAUGAAGGUUAUUGAGAACAGAGCAAUGAAAGAUGAAGAAAAAAUGGAAAUCCAGGAAAUGCAACUGAAGGAGGCCAAGCAUAUUGCUGAAGAAGCUGACCGCAAAUACGAAGAGGUUGCUCGUAAAUUGGUUAUUUUGGAGGGUGAGCUAGAAAGAGCUGAAGAGCGUGCAGAGGUGUCCGAAGUUAAAUGUAGUGACCUUGAAGAGGAGUUAAAGAAUGUCACUAACAAUCUGAAGUCUUUGGAAGCUCAAUCUGAAAAGUACUCAGAAAAAGAAGAUAAAUAUGAAGAAGAAAUCAAGAUUCUCUCUGACAAGCUGAAAGAAGCUGAAACUCGUGCUGAAUUUGCUGAGAGAACAGUUGCCAAACUGGAAAAGUCUAUCGAUGAUCUGGAAGAAAAACUUGCUCAAGCGAAAGAAGAGAACUUGGGCUUGCACCAGACACUGGACCAGACACUAAACGAACUGAACUGUAUAUGAAGCAGGGAAGAGGAGCUCAGCAGCCCCCUGAGGCUUAAACCCUCACCUCCUGUACCGCGCCACUCCUCUCCCUUUCCCUCUCUGUACCCUGGAAGACAAAAAAAAAACACCAACAAACUUUAAGUUAUGACCAGUACCGAAACACGAAGGGCUCCGGGGGUGACGGGGAGGGAGCCUCGUGCGUUCGGUGCUGCCCCCGGCCCGAGCCGCCCGCUCUGGGGGUGGCUGUGGGGCCGGAGUCGGCGCCACCCCCCACCCCUCCCCCGCUGGCGGUGCCCGGCGGCCAUUAAACGGUUCUGUCAGC
This is a messenger RNA of Cygnus olor (mute swan), 1273 nucleotides long. RefSeq names its product tropomyosin 4 (gene TPM4). Gene Ontology annotation, molecular function: actin filament binding. Bases 16 to 969 code for a protein of 317 amino acids. NCBI's taxonomy places the organism in Eukaryota, Metazoa, Chordata, Aves, Anseriformes, Anatidae. Gene Ontology annotation, cellular component: actin filament. The transcript has 10 exons. The record is from RefSeq and is a predicted model, not a curated record. Gene Ontology annotation, biological process: actin filament organization; muscle contraction.